Molecule: messenger RNA, 1375 nt
Organism: Entrophospora candida
Lineage: Eukaryota; Fungi; Glomeromycota; Glomeromycetes; Entrophosporales; Entrophosporaceae
Source: the annotation of a GenBank genome assembly
AUGGGAAGCACCAUUAGUAUUGGUGAUAUCAGCGUAAAGAAAUGUUAUAAAAAAAAUAAAAACCGUACAAAUUUAUCAUUUUUGUCAUCUUCUUCAUCUUCUGAUGAUAAAUCUUUGUGUUCAUCUAAAAGCUCGGAUGGAAUCAAUGUUUAUAUAGAUGGCAGAAGAUAUCUUGAAAGUUCAAAAUAUUCUUUACCGAACGAUGAUGAAGAAAUUGAUAGAAUGCACAUGCAACAUUAUAUAUCAAGAUUUAUUUGGCAAAAAAAUUUUUGUUCUCCUUUAGAUGAUUUGCUAAGAUACGGUGGUGCAAAAGUUUUAGAUGUUGGGUGCGGUGCCGGGACAUUUUUGCUUGAGAUGGGACAUGAUUAUCCCGAAUCAGAAUUCCUAGGAAUCGAUAUUUCGCCAAUGUAUCCAUCAGAAAUUAAACCUUCUAAUGUGAAAUUUGAACAAAUCAAUGUUCUAGAGGGUUUACCAUACGAUGACAACUCAUUUGAUUUUGUUGUUAUAAGAAAUAUGAUAACUGCUUUUUCUAUAGACGAUUGGGAUUUUUGUAUACAAGAAUUAAUCAGAGUCACUAAACCAGGUGGCUAUAUUGAGAGUUCAGAAUUUGAAAUACCUGCUUCAAAUAGAGGUCCAGUAGUGAAAAGAUUAUCAGAAGCAUCAAAAAGUAUAGAUAUAACUUAUUCAAAUAAACUCGAAGGUUUAUUUUCAUCUUGUAAUGAUUUAAUAAAUAUUAAUCACAAUAUUAAAUUACUUCCAAUGGGUACAUGGAAUGGUGAUGGGGUGGGUAAAAUCAUGGCGGAAGAUUUGGUUUUAUUGGCAAAAGCUUUUGUAAAAACAGCUUUAAUAAAUGAAAAAUUUGCUCCAGAAAUUUUACCUAUUGAGCCAGCUUUAGAUAAUUUAUAUGUUGAAUUAAAUAAUCAAAUGGAAUCAGCUCUUAAUAAUUUUAGAAAUGCAAAAAGUGAAAGUUCUUAUAUAGGUUUCAUGUUGCUCGCAGAUGUUGAACGUAUGAAAUAUAUAAUACAAAAAUAUACAAUGAUACGAAUAAGCAAAAUUGAAAAACAAUUAGAAUUAAUAUUAAAUACACCAAUGUAUUUACAAAGAUUGUCUGAUGCAGAAUCAGUAUUUGCUAACAAUUACAAAAAACUUAUUAAACAGUUUGAAAAGGAUGCAUUUUUAGAUGAUAUAAAUGAUAUAGAUGAUGAUGAAAUUGAAAGGGUGGAAGAAGAAGAUAGUAUUGAAGAAUCUGAAAAUAUAGAUUUAUUAUCAAGUCAAUUGGAUCUUCAGAAAACAAUAUUUUGUCGUGCUAUAAGAAUGGUUGAUGAAAGCCAACUUCCUAAAAGAUAUUCUGAAAUCAAACAGUUAUUAUUAGAAG